Messenger RNA from Oncorhynchus gorbuscha (pink salmon), 4751 nucleotides. Its product is annotated as diacylglycerol kinase eta-like. The coding region runs from base 123 to 3437 and encodes 1104 amino acids. Gene Ontology annotation, biological process: intracellular signal transduction; diacylglycerol metabolic process; lipid phosphorylation. Gene Ontology annotation, molecular function: ATP-dependent diacylglycerol kinase activity. The transcript has 29 exons. Lineage: Eukaryota; Metazoa; Chordata; Actinopteri; Salmoniformes; Salmonidae. The record is from RefSeq and is a predicted model, not a curated record.
UCUCCCAAGUCCUUUUCUUCACUCCUCCUUCUUCCAAGUCCUUUCCUUCACUCCUCCUUCUCCCAAGUCCUUUCCUUCACUCCUCCUUCUCCCAAGUCCUUUCCCUUUAAACAGCCACCAUCAUGGCUUCCAAACUGAAUCCGAAUAUCCUGUACGUCCAAGAACCACAGGAGUCUCACUCAUCAUUGGAAACUGACCACCUUGCGCAGCCCGAACCCGGUGAAGAGAGCUCCGAUAGUGACGGAGAGCCAGAUGAGACAGAGCAGAAGCUAAUCCGGAAGGUGUCCACAUCGGGGCAGCUACGUGCCAAGAAAAGUGUGAAGGAGGGGAUUCUAUUGAAACAGACGAGCUCAUUCCAGAGAUGGAAAAGGAGGUUCUUCAAAUUGAGAGGAAGGACACUUUACUAUGCCAAAGACUCAAAGUCUCUGAUAUUUGACGAGGUGGACCUAUCAGACGCCAGCGUGGCCGAGACCAGCACCAAGAACAUCAACAACAGCUUUACGGUGAUCACUCCGUUCAGGAAGCUGAUGCUGUGUGCAGAGAGCAGGAAGGAGAUGGAGGAUUGGAUUGGUGCUCUGAAGUCUGUACAGAAAUGGGAGACUUACGAGACCAGUCUAUUUAAUAUGGAACAUUUCUCUGGGAUGCAUAACUGGUAUGCCUGUUCCCACGCAAGACCCACCUUCUGUAACGUCUGCAGAGAGGCCCUCUCUGGAGUCACCUCACACGGACUGUCCUGUGAAGUGUGUAAGUUCAAGGCCCAUAAGCGCUGUGCGGUGCGCUCCACCAACAACUGUAAAUGGACCACGCUGGCCUCCAUAGGAAAUGACAUCAUGGAGGAUGAGGAUGGGGUGUCCAUGCCUCACCAGUGGUUAGAAGGGAACCUGCCGGUCAGUGCUAAGUGUGUGGUGUGUGAUCGUAACUGUGGCAGUGUCAGGAGACUGCAGGACUGGAGGUGUCUAUGGUGCACAGCUAUUGUCCACAGCAGCUGUAAAGAGCAGAUGGGAAAGGUGUGUCCUCUGGGUCAGUGUCGCGUCUCCAUCAUCCCUCCUACAGCCCUCAACAGUAUCAACUCUGACGGCUUCUGGAAGGCCACCUCUCCCUCCUGCACCUCUCCCUCCUGCACCUCUCCUCUCCUGGUCCUCUGUAACUCUAAGAGUGGAGACAACCAAGGAGUUAAGUUCCUGAGGAAGUUUAAACAGCUCCUCAACCCUGCACAGGUCUUUGACUUAAUGAAUGGAGGGCCUCAGCUGGGUCUGCGUGUGUUCCAGAAGUUUGCCACGUUUCGUAUCUUGGUGUGCGGAGGAGAUGGCAGUGUUGGUUGGGUGCUGUCUGCACUGGACAAACUAAACCUGCACAAACAGUGCCAGCUAGGUGUGCUCCCCCUGGGGACAGGUAAUGACCUAGCCAGGGUGCUGGGCUGGGGAGCGCUGUGUGACGAUGACACUCAGCUGCUACAGAUCGUGGAGAAGCUGGAGAGAGCCACCACCAAGAUGCUGGACAGGUGGAGUGUGAUGACAUACGAGCUUCCCACCAAACACUGUCCAAUGGUGAAGGAAGACUAUUUUAGUCCCGACUCACCCUUACAGGUCCACAUCACUCAGUAUGCAGACUCUGUGGCCUCCCACCUCACCAAAAUCCUGGACUCGGACAAACCCACUGAUGUCAUAUCCUCUGCCAAGUUUUUGUGUGGGACGGUGAAUGAUUUUGUAGCAGAGGUUGGGAGAGCGUAUGAGAGAGCCACAGAGAACAAGGAGGAGGCCGAUGCUAUGGCCAAGAAGUGUACUCUGUUGAAUGAGAAGCUGGGCAGCCUGGUGAAGGCUCUGAGUGAGGAGGCUGAUGCCAAGGUGGUGCCAGUGGGCAGCGUGCCACCCCACGAGGACCAGGAGGGGGGCACAGACACCCCUGGAGGGGAACCCCAGCCCCCUUACAGGCCAGGGUUGGGGUCCAGAGAACAGCUGAUGAUGAGAGCUAACAGUCUGAAGAAAGCCCUGAGACAGAUCAUAGAACAGGCUGGGAAAGUGGUAGAUGAACAGAACAGACACACUCAUAUCCAGCACAUGUCUUCCUCCUCGUCCAUAAAGAGAGAGAACAGUGAGGAGCUGACAGAGCCAGAACCACGUCACAUCAGUUUGAGUCCCACGAGUUCCUCUAGCAUCGUCUUGGAGAAACCAGAGAGUCUCAGCCCUCCAUCCUUUAAUGAGGAUCAGUGUUCAGAGAAAUGUGUACUGAACAAUUACUUUGGGAUCGGUCUGGAUGCUAAGAUCUCCCUGGAGUUUAACAACAAGAGAGAUGAGCAUCCCAAGCAAUGCAGUAGUCGUACUAAGAACAAGUUGUGGUAUGGGGUGAUGGGAACCAAGGAGCUGGUGCAUAAGACGUAUAAGAACCUGGAGCAACGGGUACUGUUGGAGUGUGAUGGUGUCUCUAUAUGUCUGCCCAGUCUUCAGGGACUAGCUGUUCUCAACAUCUCCAGCUAUGCAGGAGGAAUCAACUUCUGGGGUGGCACCAAAGAGGACAGCAACUUUGGCGCCCCGUCAUUUGACGAUAAGAAGCUGGAGGUGGUGGCUGUGUUUGGCAGCAUGCAGAUGGCUGUGUCCAGAGUCAUCAACAUCCAACACCAUCGCAUCGCACAGUGUCGUCAGGUAAAGAUCACUAUCCUAGGAGACGAGGGGGUACCAGUACAGGUGGAUGGAGAAGCAUGGAUUCAGCCCCCAGGGAUAGUUAAGAUCACACACAAGAACAGAGCUCAGAUGCUAACCAGAGACCGGAACUUUGAGAGGACUCUGACGUCAUGGGAGGACAAGAGGAAGAUUGACAGCUACCAUUCCUCAAGGCCCCGCCUCAACUCUCAGCAGUCUAUGGAAUACCUCACAGAGGAGGAGUGUGCUCAAGUACAGCAGCUGGGCCUGGUGGCAGACAUGCUCAUCACUAGGAUAAGAGAUGCGGCUAAGACACACAAGCUGGUGGAACAGGAGUUAGCUCAUGCUGUCAACGCCAGUGCCCUGGUCCUCAGUGAAGCCUUCCCCUCCAAGCCGUCCAGCCCUGAGUGUCUGAGUCGCAGUACAGCAGUGGAGAUCGUGAACAGCAGUAGAGUCCUUCAGCUGGAGACCACGAUGCUGCUGGAGGGGAAACUACUGGUAUACUAUAACCCCCUACUGGUGGACUCUCCCCAGGAAGAGGAGCUCCUCUCUACUCUCAGCAGUCUGAGCGCUGAACUCCACAAGCUGGACGACAUACACUGGAUCUGCCCUGCCAUGCACUGCUCUGAGGAGGUGGCUGACACUGUGAGGGUGAGCGGUAAGAGCAGUAUUAAGAUGAAGAUGAUGCCCAAGGUGAAGAGGGAGAGAGAGAAGCUCCACAAGCAGAAGUCCAAUAGCUCUCUGUCAGGAUCUUGGGAUAUUAAAGGUGGCGCAAAUGAGACGGGUCCUUCAGGCAAUUGAGGAACUUAAACGCAAAUGCUUAACAAGGUACACCCAUCGCCAUGGCAGCCAGGGGAGGCGAGGGGUGUCACCCUCUUCUUCCUACGGGACGUGGGCUUUACCUACCGAGGGGUGAGAAGUACAAAAUGAUUCCACGACCCUCCCGCCUUUCAGCUAACACCUCCCCCUUGACUCUCGAUGUUCUCCAUUUAGAAAUUAGGGAGGAGUUAUUUUUAACUAAGGGGUGUGGCUUUGCAUUUAUUUGGCCUGCUGACCCAGGAGGUGGGCGUGGCUUCUUGAGAUGAAAGCAGAAAAGGAGAAGAGACGCUCUCUUAGCAACUUGUUUCCUUGACGAUGCAAUGUGUUUACAUAGGCGGAGCUCUCCUUUGCAUGACAUGAGCAGCCAUUUUUGUUUUUAUUUUUAUAUAACUCCUUUUUUUGGCAGGCGUUUACACUACCCUUCCUCUUUUCUCUCUUUUUUUGUAAUCUUUCGUGACAACUUACAGGACUUUUUAGUUUCCUUGAGAAAUCUGAAGUCUGAAGACGACUUUGCUUUCUGUUCCUAUCGCCGUAAGAACAACAAAAAUACAAAUGAACAACAAUGUAAACAACAUCUCAAAUGAUUAACUAGAGACUCAUAAAUGUAAAACAAAAAAUAGACUAUUGCAGGGUCAUAUUGAGGAAUGUACUACAUGUGUGCGUAUUACCUUGUGAAUAUUCAUAUUACUGUGUGAAUAUUCAUUUUACCUUGUGAAUAUUCAUAAGGUAGUAUGACUGGCCUGAUGUCUCCAUCCCUGCAUGCCUUCCACUCUUCACUAUCCUAUGAGAUGGAAGAAGUAGCCCAAUAGACACUGAUCUAAGGUCAAAAUUAGAAUUAGAAAUCUGAUCCUAGAUCUGUGGUUAGGACAAACAUUCACCAUGAGUUUAUACAUUCCUUAAUGGUCUCGAUUGAAUAUGUAUAUAUUAAUAAUAAUAAUAUAAUAAUAUAAUAUAAUAAUAAUAUAAUAAUAUAUAUUCUCUUGUAGAAAGUGGGUAGCGCCUUAUCUGGAGACACUUCUAUAAACUUUUUUUAUUUUUUUUAUUACGUUAUUAAUAGGAAGAAUAAAUUAAUAAAUAAUAAUAAAUUAGGAAACAACAUGUAUUACAACAUCCUGUAAUAUCUUGAACAUUUAUUUAAUCAAUUUAAUGCUGAACAAACUUGAAAUAAUGAUGUUUAUAGCCAAUCAGAUAAACUGUUAGCUAUAUGAAUGUGCUACUGUACCAUUAGCAUGCUGCUGUUAGAGGCUUUAAUGAGGUUUCUUACCGGGCGCACUGGUUUAAAAUGACAUAUGACGA